This is a messenger RNA of Sinocyclocheilus grahami, 2738 nucleotides long. Its product is annotated as transcription initiation factor TFIID subunit 5-like. The transcript is spliced from 11 exons. Gene Ontology annotation, molecular function: protein binding; RNA polymerase II general transcription initiation factor activity. The coding region runs from base 43 to 2295 and encodes 750 amino acids. The record is from RefSeq and is a predicted model, not a curated record. Gene Ontology annotation, cellular component: transcription factor TFIID complex. Lineage: Eukaryota; Metazoa; Chordata; Actinopteri; Cypriniformes; Cyprinidae. Gene Ontology annotation, biological process: transcription initiation at RNA polymerase II promoter.
CAAAAAAAUCCAAAGAAGAAGACGUACUACGCUGCGCACGUCAUGACGCCAUUGCUUUCAGCGCCAGGGGAAAAAAUGGCGGCUGUGCAAGAUGCACCGAUGGAGCUGGACUCAGAGAAAGAGACAAAGCCAGAAAUCCUCAGCGAUGGGACGUCAAACCUCUCGGGGAACACAGCGAGCGGGACGCUGUCAUCACCGCCCCUCACCGCCGGCGGAGCCCCGAAGCAGGAGGACCAGCAAACUUUGAUCGCAGUUCUGCAGUUUCUAAGGCGGAAUAAACUGACGGAGUCGGUGGACAUCCUGCGGCGGGAAGCCUGUUUAGAAGACCAGGAGGACUCCCAGACUCUCGAUGGCAGCGGAGGAGGGAAGGGUGACGGGGAUGGAGGGGAUGCAAACUCUCUGCUCAGCCGGGUGUCCAUCGCAUCAGCAGCCGCCCCCCAAAGCACACUGACUCCCAUCCCAGUCAAGAAUGACCAGCCGGAUGUCAGUGUGGUGCUGUCAGCGUACAGCCAGCAGGGGGAUCCCUCUCUGUAUCAGGUGUACUACACCGGCCUGAAGAACUUCAUCGAGUCCGUGCUGGACUGUCACCGAGCAGAGCUGUCCCAGCUCUUCUACCCUCUGUUCGUUCACAUGUACCUGGAGCUGGUCUACAACAACCAUGAGACUAAAGCAAAGGCUUUCUUUGAGAAGUUCAGCGGCGAUCAGGAGUGUUACUAUCAGGAUGACCUGCAAAUUCUCUGCGGCCUCACUAAGAAAGAGCACCUGAAGGGGAACGAGGCGCUGCUGGACUUCCGUACCAGCCGUUUCGUGCUGCGCAUUUCUCGAGACUCGUACCAGCUGCUCAAGAGACACUUGCAGGAAAGGCAUAAUAACCAGAUAUGGAACAUCAUUCAGGAGCACUUGUACAUCGACAUCUUUGACGGUAUGCCACGCAGCAAGAGCCAGAUCGACAGCAUGUCCGGCAGUUUUGCGGGAGAGACCAGACGAGAAGUCAAUAAAGCCAAGGUAUUCUACGGGCUGCUAAAGGAGCCAGAGAUUGAGGUCCCGUUAGAUGAUGAAGACGAUGAAGCAGAAAAUGAGGAAGGGAAGCCCAAGAAGAAGAAAACAAAAAAGGACAGUAUGGGCUCCAAGAGUAAGAAACAAGACCCCAAUGCUCCUCAACAGAACAGGAUCCCUCUGCCGGAGCUGAAGGACUCAGACAAACUGGACAAGAUCAUGUACAUGAAGGAGAGCACCAAAAGAAUCCGGCUCGGCCCGGAGAACCUGCCUUCCAUUUGCUUUUAUUCAUUCCUCAAUGCCUACCAGGGUUUGACGGCAGUAGACUUCACUGAUGACUCCAGUCUGUUAGCGGGAGGGUUUGCCGACUCCACAGUCCGCGUAUGGAGCGCCACACCUAAAAAACUACGCAAGGUCAAAUCUGCAGCAGAACUGAAUCUGAUUGAUAAAGAGUCUGAUGACGUUCUGGAGAGGAUCAUGGAUGAGAAGACGGCCAGUGAGUCGAAGAACCUCUACGGUCACAGCGGGCCGGUGUACGGUGUCAGCUUCAGUCCAGACAGGAACUAUCUGUUGUCCAGUUCUGAGGACGGUACAGUCAGACUGUGGAGCCUGCAAACGUUUACGUGUCUCGUCGGGUAUAAAGGACAUAACUAUCCAGUGUGGGACACUCACUUCUCACCCUUUGGUUAUUACUUUGUGUCUGGAGGACAUGACAGAGUAGCACGCCUCUGGGCGACAGAUCAUUACCAGCCCUUGCGGAUAUUUGCUGGGCAUCUAGCUGACGUCACCUGCACGCGAUUCCACCCCAACUCUAACUAUGUGGUUACAGGCUCGACCGACCGCACUAUACGCCUCUGGGAUGUCCUGAAUGGAAACUGUGUCCGCUUUUUCACAGGUCACAAGGGCCCCAUCCAUUCUCUGGCAUUCUCACCCAAUGGAAAGUUCCUGGCAUCUGGAUCCACAGACGGGAGAGUUUUACUAUGGGAUAUUGGACAUGGACUGAUGAUCGGAGAGCUGAAGGGUCACACAGACACAAUUUAUGCCCUCAAGUUCAGCAGAGAUGGAGAAAUCCUCGCAUCAGGCUCUAUGGAUAACACCGUUCGGCUAUGGGACUCCAUGAAGGCUUUCGAUGACAUGGAGACCGACGACUUCACCGCAGCGACGGGCCACAUUCCCCUGCCGGAUAACUCCCAGGAGCUGCUGCUUGGGAUGUAUCACAGCAAAUCCACACCUGUCACCCACCUUCAUUUCACCAGACGCAACCUGCUACUGGCCGCAGGCGCGUACAACUCCCAGUGACUGGGUAUUGAGGACAAUGACUUUGCGUAGCUGUGUUUGUUUUUCAUGAACGGUGCAUAUUAUUUAAAGAUUACUGCUCAUCCUAACAUGUGAAAUAGGUUCAAGCGAAGUAAAAGACAUCAAACACGGAGCAUACAUGAGCUACCUGGGAGCAGCCACCAAUACCUCUCGCAUCGUUCAGAUGCUGAUCCUAGAUCAGAUUUUACACCUCAUGCUCACGAGAAGCUCGUUUCUUUUUCUCAUCGAUAGCAUCACUGCCAUGCUUGUUUUCAAGGCCCUCAAUGUCUCACAAUGAUGUGGCUGGUCUCCUUUUGUCUUUGUAAAGGAACUUUUCCAAUUCAGAAACUGGUUAUUAAUCUUUGAAAUGUGUUGCAUAUGAACACUCUUCUCCAUUUCUGUACAAAUUGUAAUACUAGUGCCUAAAAUUGUAAAUAAAACAAGUU